ACAAAAACAAAGCCCAAACCUUGGGCAAGCAAGUUCUGAAAGGAUUAGCAGUUCAGAAGUCAGAAGUUGGGUUUUUUCUUCCGCUUCUCCAUAUAUGACACAAUUUGAAUGCAUUGCUUCUCAUAUGAUUGUGUUUAUUUGAGUUGAGGUGCCUUUGUCUCUGUUUGUAGAAGAUGGGUGUUUUCUGGAUGCUGGCUGUUAUGAAGGUGCUAUUUUGAUCGAAUCUGAAUUAUAAAUUCAUCACCAAUGGGUUACAGAUGCAUUCAGUGUUGGUGUCCUGUCAAAACACUUUACGUGCAGUAUUCUCCUGGCAACAUUCGCUUGAUGAAAUGUGAGAAUUGCAAGGCUGUUGCAGACGAAUACAUAGAAUGUGAAAUCAUGAUACUUGUAAUAGAUUUGAUACUUCACAAGCCCAAGGCCUAUAGACAUCUCCUCCACAAUGUCAUCAAUCAAGAAACAAUGAAGUUUCAUGGACUACUCUGGAAAUUGGCUGUCAUUUUUCUUCUUUUUGAAUCUUACAGAUGUUUGAUCUUGGAAAGCAGCAAGGGAAAAUUGGGUUCCUCUAAUAGCGUCUCUUCAUUAGUAUCAAUAUGCUGGAAGGUGCUGAUGGAUGUUAUAAUUGGGAAUUUGAUGUUUCUUUUAACUUUCUUCUUUAUGGUUAAGAUGUUUUUCCAUGUAUCGAUCACCAUCUCCAGGUGCAUUGACCUUUUGCUUACACUCAUGAUUUCAAGUUACUUCAAGAUUUUUCUUAUUGCCAUGAUGGUCUGGGACUUUCCAUCUUCUGUGAUCUUCAUCAUUGAAUUAUUUUGUUUAUCAUCUAAUGCUGCGGCAUUGAAAGUGAUGACUGAGUCAACUAUGCGUCGAUGUGUUUGGACCUGCUUCAGUGCAUAUGCUAUAAAAUUUAUUGUCACUCGAAUACUGGAGCUCAUAUUGUUGGGGCAAUUAAUGCAAGGCUGGAGUCAAAUGCCAUUCACAUUCUCUAAAGCCACCAUGAUUUAGUUUAGCAUUCUCAUGCUAAUGUAUUAGAAUUUAGAAGCAGAAUUUCGUGGCAAGUGUUUCUGAACUGUAUAUAUGCUCAUUGACAUUUUUUAAAUUUCUUUAAUUUAAUUUGAUGCUUGAACUCUUCUAGCGUGCUCGUGGAACCUGCUGCGAUGCUGCUUAAUUCAUUUCUUGACACCUUUUUUGCCAUUAUGUACCCAUCGGAAAACAUUUAGAAGUAUCUGAUAAACAAGUUGUUCCUAUUAA
This is a messenger RNA of Glycine soja, 1245 nucleotides long. Its product is annotated as protein arv1 homolog. Lineage: Eukaryota; Viridiplantae; Streptophyta; Magnoliopsida; Fabales; Fabaceae. The coding region runs from base 247 to 999 and encodes 250 amino acids. Gene Ontology annotation, biological process: sterol metabolic process; regulation of plasma membrane sterol distribution; intracellular sterol transport. The transcript is spliced from 10 exons. Gene Ontology annotation, cellular component: Golgi apparatus; cortical endoplasmic reticulum. The record is from RefSeq and is a predicted model, not a curated record.